Molecule: messenger RNA, 1096 nt
Organism: Mercurialis annua (annual mercury)
Lineage: Eukaryota; Viridiplantae; Streptophyta; Magnoliopsida; Malpighiales; Euphorbiaceae
Product: metacaspase-1-like
Exons: 6
Coding region: 1-1017 (338 amino acids)
Biological process (GO): proteolysis
Molecular function (GO): cysteine-type endopeptidase activity
Source: RefSeq, a predicted model, not a curated record
AUGGAGAAGGCGCUCAAUAAUGCCCGACUUGAUAAGAGCAAAGCCGUUGCUGAGAAGGAACAGAUUGAGUUGGCUUUUCAAGCGAUUAAGGAGCAACUAAAGGAAUCUAUUGAGUAUUUAUCGGCUCUAAAUGAGCGAAGGCAUCCUCUUCCUCUCGGACCUUCCGCUUUUGCGAAUGUUUCUAUUAUUGCUUCUUCUUAUCUGCUAGCAAUGGUUUCUGUUGUGCUUCCAACUUCUCAACCCCAGAAAGGGCCAUGCCUCUUCUUCUAUGGUCCUGUGUCUCAACUCUUGAAGGAUUCCACAGAAGAUGAGAAAAACCCACUGAAGAUCCCAACAAAAGAGAACAUAAGAUUGGCCUUAAGAUGGCUUGUUCAAGGCAGUCGAGUUGGAGAUUCAUUAGUGUUUCACUUUUCAGGCCAUGGAUCACAAGUGGCUAAAAAUGACAUGAAUGAGAGUGAGGGAUUAAAUGAAACUUUAUGCCCUCUUGACUAUGAAACUCAAGGGAUGAUUGUUGAUGAUGAACUCUAUGAAACUAUUGUGAAACCAUUGCCUAAUGGGGUUGUGCUUCAUGCCAUUAUUGAUGCUUGUUAUAGUGGCACCAUUCUCAAUCUACCAUUCAUUUGCAAGAUGAACAGGGAAGGGUACUAUACAUGGGAAGAGCAAAAAUGCUUCCAGAAUAUCUAUAAAGGCAUAAGCGGAGGGUUAGCCGUUUGUAUCAGCGCUUGCAAUGACGAUCAAAUUUCAGUCGACACUACAGCAUUGGCAGGGAAUAUUGCAACAGGUGCACUGACCUAUAGCUUCAUACAAGCAGUGGAAAAUGAGCCAGGAUUAACCUAUGGUCGCUUGCUAAUUGCUAUGCGCCAAGCAAUUCGUGAGGCUAAAACUGGUGGAUUACGCCUAACUGGUCCGAUUGCUUCUCUCAUAAAUAGAACACUCUUUAACUCAGAGAUAGCUCAGGAGCCACAGUUGUCUUCGUCCGACAAAUUCGAAAUUUAUUGCAAACAGUUUUUACUGUAACACAUUUGCCGAUGCCUAUGCUUUGUUGCUUAUCCAAUUUUACUAUGGUAAUCAUAGAAAUAUCAAAAUUGUAUUAUAU